AUGAGCUGCGCGGCGUCGUGCACAUGUCCCGCGGAGCUGCAUGCGGAGCGCAUUCUGGUGGAGGUGCUACGCUACAGCAGCGCGUGCCGUCUCGCGCGACAGCUGGCGGCGCUCGCCUCGCAGGAUCUUCCGUGCGAUCGGCAGUCCAGCAAAGGCCUUAUGACGGGGGUCAUUUUCGAGGGAUUGCAGGCGGCCGCCACAGCGGGGCAGGGACGCACAUGGGUGCACCCCAUCCUCGACGUGCACCGCGCGGCGCGGGUGUGCGAAAUGUCCGGCGCGGCAAAGUCGGUCGCCUACACACUCGAGGGUAUCGCGCUUUCACCAGGCUGUGUGCUGGGGGUUCUGCGCGAAGAAGGAAGUGGGGAGGAGCGGAAGGUACCCAUGGAGAAUCUGCAGUUGCUGGAGGAGGCGCCGUUCUACCGUGAUGAAUUACUGCCGGCGCUCGAAUGCAUCCAGCCGCAUCAGGCCUCGAGGAGCGCACUGAGGUGGUUCACUGAGAAGUUGUGCAGUUCCUCGACAAAGCUGCAAACUUCGUUCGCCCAGAAGCGUCGAAAGGCGUGGUCCCUUGUGGAACGUGUGACAAUCCUUUUCUAUGAGGAGCGAAAGUUGCUGGCGGAGCUCAAGGGGCGUCUGAGGCAAGAAAAGAGUGUUGCUAAUGUGUUCCACAGCAUCACACUAACACCUCGUGAAGAUGACGGUAUUGUGCUGCUGGAGCUCCACGUCCGUGAUGACAGUGAAGAUGCGUGGUUCUCUGCCACAUGCUCACAUGAAACGACCAAACAGGGUGACAAACGUGAUGUGCUGAUUACAUUGGAGAUAGGCGCGGAGCAUGUGACUCAGUUGCGUCGUUUGGCGUCGUGCCGUGGCGAGGAACAUUUUCGUAUGGCGUUGGCAUUGUUGCUGCUGCGGUACGCUGGCCUGAGUGGUGGCGAUUACCAGUUAGAGUCUGGUUGGCACGCUGGUAUUCCAUCGAGUGUGUUUGACGCGCUUGUUUCGACGUUUCAUGUGUCAAUGGAAUGUUUUGCAAGCCCUUUGAACUGCACGCUCCCGCAGUACUUCUCUGCGUUCCCAGAUACGGACUCUUUCUUUGGCUGCUGCGGUAACUUCCUUGGCACAGGUGCGCUGCCUGUACCUGCCGAAGAUGCGACAAAGGAAAAGGGGCUGCUGUCUCUCGAGGCGAACCCGCCAUUUGACCACGACGUGAUCGCUGCCGGAUUGGCGCGUGCACUGCAGCACCUGGAGGACACUGAACCGACGAGACCCCUUUCUUUUGUGUUUAUUUUACCCGAUUCGACGCAGGCAAAGGGCAUUGCAGUGCGCACCAAAGCAGAACAGAGUCGCUUUUUCCGUGGCGACUGUGUUAUUUCGCCCGAAUUGUCAAUGUAUGUCCACGGAGCGCGGCAUAUUCCUAGGCGUAGUGCACAGAAGCGCCAACGGGGCGCAUCUCCACGUGAUGAGGAGGAGCUGGUCACCCUGUCGUGCCCAACGCGACUUUUGGUGUUGCAGAAUGAUGUGGCUGCAGCAAUGUUGCCAGCAGGGGAGGGUCUGGAAAAAGUGCGCUCUGUGUGGGAGGCGCUGCCGGCGUCCGUGACAUCGUGA
Trypanosoma grayi is the source of this 1599-nucleotide messenger RNA. RefSeq names its product putative phosphorylated CTD-interacting factor 1-like. NCBI's taxonomy places the organism in Eukaryota, Euglenozoa, Kinetoplastea, Trypanosomatida, Trypanosomatidae. The transcript has a single exon. Gene Ontology annotation, molecular function: RNA polymerase II C-terminal domain binding; mRNA (2'-O-methyladenosine-N6-)-methyltransferase activity. The coding region runs from base 1 to 1599 and encodes 532 amino acids. The record is from RefSeq and is a predicted model, not a curated record.